This is a messenger RNA of Myotis brandtii (Brandt's bat), 1620 nucleotides long. RefSeq names its product autophagy related 4D, cysteine peptidase (gene ATG4D). The record is from RefSeq and is a predicted model, not a curated record. Lineage: Eukaryota; Metazoa; Chordata; Mammalia; Chiroptera; Vespertilionidae. The coding region runs from base 1 to 1221 and encodes 406 amino acids. Gene Ontology annotation, molecular function: protein-phosphatidylethanolamide deconjugating activity. The transcript has 10 exons.
AUGGCCCUGGCAAAACCGUCAUCUCGCUGCUGCUCCACAGGUUGGACAGUCAAAAGCCGGACCAGCUUCAGCAAGAUCUCCAGCGUCCACCUCUGUGGCCGCCGCUACUGCUUCGAGAGUGAGGGUGACAUCCAGCGUUUCCAGCGGGACUUCGCCUCCCGCCUGUGGCUCACCUACCGCCGGGACUUCCCGCCCUUGGCUGGGGGCUGCCUGACCUCAGACUGUGGCUGGGGCUGCAUGUUGCGAAGUGGGCAGAUGAUGCUGGCACAGGGCCUCCUGCUGCAUUUCCUGCCCAGAGAUUGGACAUGGGCGGAGGGUGCAGGCCUGAGCCCCCCUGAGCCGUCAGGGUUGGCCUCUCCCAACCGGCACCAUGGGCUUGCCCACUGGAAGCCCCCACGCUGGGCCCAGGGCGCCCCUGAGGUGGAGCAGGAACGCUGGCAUCGGCAGAUUGUGUCCUGGUUCGCUGACCACCCCCAGGCCCCCUUCGGCCUACACCAGCUGGUGGAGCUCGGACAGAGCUGGGGCAAGAAGGCAGGUGACUGGUAUGGGCCAUCUCUUGUGGCACAUAUACUCAGGAAAGCUGUGGAGAGCUGCUCAGAGGUCACCCGCCUGGUGGUGUACGUGUCUCAGGAUUGCACAGUGUACAAAGCAGAUGUGGCCCGCCUGGUGGCUCGGCCGGACUGCACAGCGGAGUGGAAGUCUGUGGUCAUCCUGGUGCCUGUGCGGCUGGGUGGGGAGACCCUCAAUCCCGUGUAUGUGCCCUGCGUGAAGGAGCUCCUGCGUUCAGAGCUGUGCCUGGGCAUUAUGGGGGGCAAGCCGCGGCACUCGCUGUAUUUCAUCGGCUACCAGGAUGACUCCCUGCUCUACCUGGACCCCCACUACUGCCAGCCCACUGUGGAUGUCAGCCAGGCUGACUUCCCCCUGGAGUCCUUUCAUUGCACCUCACCCCGCAAGAUGGCCUUCACCAAGAUGGACCCCAGCUGUACGGUGGGGUUCUAUGCUGGAAACAGGAAGGAGUUUGAGACACUGUGCUCAGAGCUGACCAGGGUCCUCAGCUCCUCCGCGGCCACACAGCGGUACCCCAUGUUCACCCUGGCCGAGGGCCAUGCUCAGGACCACAGCCUAGACAACCUCGGCUCCCAGCCAACUCUGCAGCUCCCUCGCACUGGGCGGCUCCUCAAGGCGAAGCGCCCCAGCUCUGAGGACUUUGUGUUUUUAUAAAGGGAUGGGAUGGGGGAGAAGAUAGGACAAACACUAUUUAUUUUUUUAUUUAUGUCACACUGGAUGUGAGAGCUUGACCUCUGGUGGUGAUGGUACUUUCCACUUCUCACCCCCUUAAGCGCAGCUGAGACCAGCCCAGGAAACCUCCAGGCUGGAGCCAUUAAGCCAGGGACAGAGCCCAAAGGCCUGCCUCCUGCCACUUGGGCCCUCCUCACAGGGCGAGGAGGGAGGGAUGGCAGAUGGACUCCCAGGCACCCACUCAGGGCCUGACUCAAGUACUGUAGUUUGCACUGGACUGCUCGUGCCCUCACUGGCCUCAAAGCUCCUGUCCUGCUAAGGGCUGGUGGCAGUGUGGGAACUGGCUGCCUGGGGCCAAUAAAGCCGUCUGACUUGACCUCA